AGUCAAGGCGCCCGGGGAGGGGGAGGGGAAGGGGGCCGACGGUGCAAACGGCGUGGCCGCCAUCUUGGUUGUACCCCCACUUCGCGCGCGCUCCGUUCUCCGUGACGCACGCGUCCCCCUCCCCUCCGCCGUGCCCCAGGCCCUGCAUUGCCCGGCCUCGCAGGAGCGCGGGGGCGGCUUCAGCUCUCCCCUGGACUUGGCGGCGCGGAGGCGUUGCUCAGGAAUCACUCCUGGUGAGGCUUGGGAACGUAUGGGAUUCCAGGGAUCCAACCUGCAUUGGCUUCAUUCAAGUUGUCAGAAUGUCUACAGAAGGAGGAUUUGGUGGUACUAGCAGCAGUGAUGCCCAGCAAAGUUUACAGUCCUUCUGGCCUCGUGUCAUGGAAGAAAUCCGGAAUUUAACAGUGAAAGAUUUCCGAGUACAGGAACUCCCACUGGCUCGUAUUAAGAAGAUUAUGAAACUGGACGAAGAUGUAAAGAUGAUCAGUGCAGAAGCUCCUGUGCUGUUUGCCAAGGCAGCCCAGAUAUUUAUCACAGAGUUGACUCUCCGAGCCUGGAUCCACACAGAGGAUAACAAACGGCGCACUCUGCAGAGGAAUGACAUCGCCAUGGCAAUUACAAAAUUUGAUCAGUUUGAUUUUCUCAUCGAUAUUGUUCCCAGAGAUGAGCUGAAACCUCCAAAGCGUCAGGAGGAAGUGCGCCAGUCUGUGACUCCUGCCGAGCCCGUCCAGUACUACUUCACGCUGGCUCAGCAGCCCGCUGCCGUCCAGGUGCAGGGGCAGCAGCAGGGCCAGCAGACCACCAACUCGACGACCACCAUCCAGCCCGGACAGAUCAUCAUCGCGCAGCCUCAGCAGGGGCAGACCACGCCUGUGACUAUGCAGGUCGGAGAAGGGCAGCAGGUGCAGAUCGUCCAGGCCCAGCCCCAGGGCCAGACCCAGCAGGCCCAGAGCGGCACCGGACAGACCAUGCAGGUGAUGCAGCAGAUCAUAACGAACACGGGCGAGAUCCAGCAGAUCCCGGUGCAGCUGAACGCUGGCCAGCUGCAGUAUAUCCGCUUAGCACAGCCUGUAUCAGGCACCCAGGUCGUGCAGGGACAGAUCCAGACACUUGCCACCAACGCUCAGCAGAUCACACAAACUGAGGUCCAGCAAGGACAGCAGCAGUUCAGCCAGUUCACAGACGGCCAGCAGCUCUACCAGAUCCAGCAAGUCACCAUGCCUGCCGGCCAGGACCUCGCACAGCCCAUGUUCAUCCAGUCAGCCAACCAGGCCUCUGACGGGCAGGCCCCCCAGGUGACCGGCGACUGAGGGCCUGAGUGGCAAGGUCAAGGACACCCAACACAGUUCCUGCCACACAGCCCCGGGUGCUGGGCACAGCCUCCCUCCCCAGAGGACCCGCCGACCGACCUCGCGCCUCCUGCAGGCUAGGACACCGGUGCGCCGCGCCCCGUGCCCGGGGCCAAGACUCUCUAACAGAAAGAUGCGAUGUUUUUUAUUUCCUUUUUUUCCAUUUUUUUCCUCCAAGGAAUCAAUAUUUCGGUAUGUUGAGCUGUGUGUCCAAUGCAAUGAAAUGAAACUAUUAAAUAUCAUAUUUAUGGCAUUUUCUUGAAGAGUGUGGUUGAAGAAAUAGUUCUUUGGGUUCUUGCCGACACUUCUCUUAGGAGCAGACCUUCUCGGGGUGUGUGUUACCUUCUGAUUUGUGGAACAGCCGCUGCCCAGGAUUUGCCACCUUGUUCUGCCCUCAGAUUAAAUUGGGUGAACGCGUGGAGCCUCUUUCUCACUAGGGUCCUCACCCCGUGCCCGCUUCUCGCCCCGAGCUCUGUGCGUGCACUCGGAGGCCGGGAAACAUUCCUAGCAUUUGAGAAAUGAACUCAGUCCCCGCAGUGAUGGUCUCAUUCUCCUCUCCCAGGGACUCAAGGAGACUAGAACUCCGUGCAUCCUCCCAUUUUUUUAUUUUAUUUUUUAACCGCAUUAAAAAUUAUGCCUAGUCUCCUUUGUUGCAUGGACUUCAAACUGCAUGAAAUGCAAUAAAUUUCAUUUUAGAUCA
Molecule: messenger RNA, 2046 nt
Organism: Sorex araneus (European shrew)
Lineage: Eukaryota; Metazoa; Chordata; Mammalia; Eulipotyphla; Soricidae
Gene: NFYC
Product: nuclear transcription factor Y subunit gamma
Exons: 11
Coding region: 300-1307 (335 amino acids)
Biological process (GO): regulation of DNA-templated transcription
Cellular component (GO): nucleus; CCAAT-binding factor complex
Molecular function (GO): DNA binding; protein heterodimerization activity; DNA-binding transcription activator activity, RNA polymerase II-specific
Source: RefSeq, a predicted model, not a curated record